Tinamus guttatus (white-throated tinamou) is the source of this 240-nucleotide messenger RNA. The record is from RefSeq and is a predicted model, not a curated record. Lineage: Eukaryota; Metazoa; Chordata; Aves; Tinamiformes; Tinamidae.
AUGAGGAUGGACGCCAAGGGCAAGGAGCGGCAGAUCACCGAGGAGGAUUUGCAGGGCAAGACGGAGGAGGAGAUCGAGAUGAUGAAGAUGAUGGGCUUUGCCUCCUUCGACACGACGAAGGGGAAGAAGGUGGACGGCGCCGCGAACGCUUACGCCAUCAACGUGUCGCAGAAGAGAAAGUACAGGCAGUACAUGAACAGAAAAGGGGGAUUCAACAGACCCUUGGAUUUCAUUGCGUGA